Molecule: messenger RNA, 4586 nt
Organism: Cynoglossus semilaevis (tongue sole)
Lineage: Eukaryota; Metazoa; Chordata; Actinopteri; Pleuronectiformes; Cynoglossidae
Product: AT-rich interactive domain-containing protein 3B
Exons: 9
Coding region: 601-2445 (614 amino acids)
Biological process (GO): regulation of transcription by RNA polymerase II
Cellular component (GO): nucleus
Molecular function (GO): DNA binding
Source: RefSeq, a predicted model, not a curated record
GAGUAUUUGUGGACUUGUUUAAGAGUUUUUAAUGGCACCGACUUUCACCUUUACACCGAGACCAUAACCACGGAGCCUAUGUAAAGCGUAUGUGUGUGAGUGAAGGCUAGUGAUGGACUGCACAGGUGACACUGCUGUGGUGGUGGUGGAAGUGCAGGGGGUGAGACUUGUUGCUGAGAAGGGGCGGAACCACCGCUGCUGCUCACCGUGCGGGGGGUGUCAUUGAAGGGGGAGGAAGAGAGAGAGAGAGAGAGAGAGAGAAAAAAACCGACAGAAGAAGGGAGUUACCUCAGCGCUAGCCGAGAGCUAUGAGAGCGGGUCAUUUUUUAGUUUGACGUUUACUGUUAAAGAAUAAGAACCACACAGUCAAAGGGGGAAAGGACCGAUAAGAAACCCUACGAAUUUAGGCUCGCGUAAGCAGUUGGAAUUCCCUGCACAUUCACGCUCUCACGGCAACUGGAAUAUUGUGCGCGUUCGCGCUCGAGCUCUCUUUCCGUUCUGCGCGCACACGUGGCGCGUGUUUGUGUAUGUGUGUGUGUUUACAAAGUGUCGGAGUGAGCGUCAGAAACGAGGGAAGGAGGAUAAAGCCAAGAAGGAGGGAUGGUGGACAACUCCAACGGCAGUAAGGCACAAAUGCCCAGCAUGUCUCAAGAGCCUGGUGUGGCGUUUCCUCAGAGUACCUCGACAGGGGGAAUGAAGCUGGAGGCAGUGAUGGAGCAACUCCAGCGUCAGCAGCAGGCCCGACUGGAAAUGGAGCGCAAGGAAAGAAAACUACGGGAGGCCCACAUCAUGUACGCUCAGCAGGUGGCCGCUCAGCAGGCCAUCCUUGCGGCUGCACGGGCCUCUGGAGCCAGCUUCAUGGGCAAAAGUCUCGCUGGGGUCGUCCCGGGAGCUGGGCUGCCGCCACGGGUGUCCAAUCAGAGCAGUGUAGACUCAGAAAGAGAGGAUGAUGAGGACAGAGGCAGGGAUUCUGGUGAUGAGGAUGAUGACACUGAGAUGAUGGAGGGAGAUGAAGGCAGUGAUGAGGAUGAAGGGAGUGCCAGUGGUCUGGAGUUUCUUCGCAAGCAGACCCUGGCACUGCAGCAAAACGCUUCUCGUAUCCCGGCCCGGCCAUUUGGCAGUUACUCAGCUUCGGCCCCCCAGAGGGCUGCGUCACCACCAAUCCGAGUGAAGCAGGAACCUGACGAGGGCCUGUCUCCGGCUGGGCCUCAUUCUGCCACCUCACCCGUCAGCCAAGCUGACUGGGGAUUUGAAGACCACUUCAGACAGAAUGGGAAUGCAGGCUGGGCCGAUGAGGCUGACAGUAGCAGAGGAAGAGGAGAGGCCUCCAGAGACUUUGCAAAGUUGUACGAACUGGACAAUGACCCAAAAAGAAAGGAGUUCCUGGAUGACCUAUUCACCUUCAUGCAGAAAAGAGGAACUCCUGUCAAUCGUAUUCCUAUCAUGGCCAAGCAGGUGCUGGAUCUGUAUAUGCUGUACAAGCUGGUUACUGAGAAGGGGGGGCUGGUGGAGGUCAUCAACAAGAAGAUCUGGAGAGAGAUCACAAAGGGACUCAACCUGCCUACCUCUAUCACCAGUGCUGCGUUUACUCUGCGCACACAAUACAUGAAAUACCUCUACCCCUAUGAGUGUGAGAGGAAAGGUCUCAGUUCUCCAAAUGAGCUCCAAGCCGCCAUCGACAGCAAUCGCCGCGAAGGCCGUCGUCCGAGCUACAGCAGCAGCCUCUUCCGCUUCUCUCCUUCUCCUAGCACGGCCCCUCACAUCCUCUCACCUCCCAAGAUGCACCUCUCAGCCCUGGGAGCUGGGGCCUCGGUGGCCCUCAACGGCUUGCAGGGUUCUCCGGGACCUUCUCUGAAGAAAGGUCAGCCAUACGACCUGACCAGCUCCAUCAUGGCAGCGAGGCCCCCUAUGGCGCUGACCCUCGGUCAGCAGCAGGUUGCCGGGCUGGCGAGGGCUGCCACACUGGAGCAGUUGAGGGAAAAGCUGGAGACCGGCGUUGGAGGCGAGGGACCGGAGAGGAAGAUGGCCCGCCUGGCCGAAGAGCAGCAGCGUCUGAUGCAGCAGGCGUUCCAGCACAACCUGUUGGCCAUGGCUUCUCAAAUGCCGAUGAAUCUACGCCUGGGAACGCCAGCCAUCACCACCAGAGAUGAGAAGCCACAGGAUAUGUCUCUGAGCAUCUCGACCAAUGGGAAUGCCAGCAUCACUGUGUCAGUGGAGGUGAACGGCACCGUCUACACAGGUACCCUGUUUGCCCACAAGUCUGUUGGGACUCCAGCUGCUGCUGCUGCCGCCGCCGCCGCCGCUGCUGCAGCUUCCUCCGCUGGAACCAGCGGCGGCUUCGGCUUCUCCGUACCGGGUCAGAACCUCAGUCCCUCCUCCUCCUCCUCCUCUUCCUCCUCCAAGGGUCCUGGCUCGGCUGAGCCGGUGCCCGGCGGGUCGCCAUGACUCAGAGUAGCCCGCGUACCUUUCCCUCGGGCCUCCAUUCCACCGGGAGACACCGCAUGAAUAUACAGUACAACGAGAAACCAAUAAGAAAAACUGUUGCACAACAAAUACCUCAUCCACCCUGUCAACGUCUUGGCUGUCCAAUCAAACGAACACAGAGCCGGAGAAUAUGACGUCACGUCAACAUGUGCCCAAAUGCACAGCUAUGCAUUUAUUGUCCACACACUUACACUCACAGCACUACACGACAAUGACACACACACACACACACACACACUUUCAUCCCAUUUUACAUGCUAAACACAUUCAGCUCAGCCAAAACCCACUGACAGGCGUAGUCACAACUGAACUUGAAAAGUUUUUAUCUUAGAACGUUUUUGUUUGUUUUGUUGCCAUUUUUUUUCUUGUCUUUUAUGAUUGAUUUUUUUUGUUUUUAGUUUUGACCUUUUUACAUACCUCAAAUCAUGUAAGUUGCAGUGGAGUCUUUACCUCAGGAGCUGUACUAUAGUUGACCUGAAUCAACUUUAUUUUUGUAUUCUUUUUGACCUCGUUGCAAUCAGGGGAAUUCAGGUAACUGGCAGUCAGUCGAACUCUUUGUAUAGAAAAAGCCAAACCUCACAGCCACGGGCCACGUGCUCAGGGCCAGCUCAGGUUACUUUAUGAUGCUGAAGUUUAACUGGUGAACAAUCAGAUGCUGUAGAUCAGCACACAAAUACCUCGUUUCAAAACCUUGCGACGCCUCGCUUCAGACGGCGCCAGGUCCAGUACCCAAAUGGGAUGCUGGGAGUAGAAGCCUUUAGUUUUACUUCACACCUGUCCGCACACGUUCUCUCUAACCACGCAAACCCGGAGAAAAUCAGCCGCUCGUAAUCAGCCCGAGCUCCUGUCGAAGGUACGGAGCAGUUAGUGCUGUGAAUGUUUGAUGUUUGACGGAGCUGAACGUUAAUCUGACAGCAUCACCGUAAUCCUCAGGCCUCACGCUGGCUGCUCUGCUCCGACGGCCGCUCUCUCUCUCUCUCUCUCUCUCUCUCAUCCCUCUCAGGAAGUUAUAUGACACCUGCAAGGAAUCACUGUUAAAUUAAAGGGAAUUAAAGGAUUCACAUCUGCAGAAUGCACAAGUCUUCAUGACUGUUCCACGAAUACCUCAUCCGACUCCAUCUAAAGAGGAGUUACACUAUAAAUACCUCAUACGGCCAUGAAGCCAUCAAGACUUGACGCACGGGUCCAACGGUGGACAUUUUACCUGAACUGAAGUGAACUGACAGAACACUGCUGGUGGUUUUGGGACAAACAGGACUGGGAUGAGCUCGUAUCGCUCUCCUCCUGUAAUUUACCUGUAGAUUUAUCUUCUUUCCUUUUUCUCUCUCUCUCUUUUUCUUUCUUUUUUCCCCCCGUCCUCUAAACUCUUCAUGUUGUGUGAAAACAAUGAUAUACCUUCUUCUUUGAUUUAGGGAAGAGGAAAAGAGUCACCCGCUCCUUCCUGACGCCUGUACGUUUGUAGGAUUAAUCUUGGGUUUUGUGGGGUUUUUUUUGUUUUCGUUUUUUUGAAGUUCAUAAGGUCCAAGGAAAAAAGGAGGCCACGCUGACCUUAAAUUUGAAUGCAAAUUUCUGAAUCUCACUUUGUGUCUUCUUUCACGACAGCGAGUGAAAUGAUAUGCAUGUGUACAAUCAUGUGACCAGGCGUAACAGCGUAACCCCCCCCGGUUCACAUAAGACUGUGGUUAUGUUUUAAAGAUGGAUACCAAAGAGGAGCACAGCCACUGCUGUAGACCCACAGCCUGCUUUUAAUCUGGACAGAAAUGUGCCCCCACCCCACCCUGCCCCCCUCACCUAAUCUCAAUCUAAUUUUCAUUUCGUUUCCUAAAGCUAGUAAAGCUGCGUGACGUGAAUCUGUUGAUCACGUGACGUGUGUGGUCAGACGGGACGAUCUUUGUCGGCCUUAGUGAACAUUUAAGUGCUGUCCUUCCGCAAACGUGGACACGGAAACUGGUUAACCCCCAAUGAUUGAUAAUAUUCUGUCAGGAGUUUAUUAAUCGCACGCCUCCUCCACGGCCAAUCAGAACGUCUCCCCUUCACCCCAUGACACAACAUGACUUUUCUAGCUUUAUCUUUACUGAAUGUGAGCUGUGUUAUCUGUCGAG